This is a messenger RNA of Notolabrus celidotus (New Zealand spotty), 3003 nucleotides long. RefSeq names its product general transcription factor IIA, 1 (gene gtf2a1). The record is from RefSeq and is a predicted model, not a curated record. The transcript is spliced from 10 exons. Gene Ontology annotation, biological process: transcription by RNA polymerase II; transcription initiation at RNA polymerase II promoter. Gene Ontology annotation, cellular component: transcription factor TFIIA complex. Bases 214 to 1416 code for a protein of 400 amino acids. Lineage: Eukaryota; Metazoa; Chordata; Actinopteri; Labriformes; Labridae.
AUCGCUCAGUAUAUAAAGCAAGACAACGACGGACGGAGGACGGCUGGGGAGUCGCAGCCCGGGAUUGUAAAUAAGACCGCAAGAACUGUGUUUUAUUUACAAAAGUGAUGCCGGCUGUGGUAGAGUACCGUUCCCAGUUGUUUUAAGUCGUUUUUCGUAAUUUUUGGCUCUAUUUCUCGCCUAUUUCCGUGUGGUUCUUACACUACGCGAAUAAUGGCGAGCUCGGCUAACUCGAACCCAGUGCCUAAACUAUAUAGGUCUGUGAUUGAGGAUGUGAUCAGCGAGGUGCGAGAGCUGUUCCUGGAUGAGGGAGUCGAUGAACAAGUGCUGCUGGAGUUGAAAACGCUAUGGGAAAACAAACUGUUGCAGUCGAAGGCAGUGGAGGGCUUCCACACAGAGGAGCAGGUGGCCCUGCAGGCCGCUCAGCAGCAGCAACAGCAGCAGGUUCAGCAGGUUCAACAGGUCCAGCAGGUGCAGCAGGUCACCCAGCCAGCGCAGACCCAGCAAGUCAUCCAGAUUCCUCAGCAGCAGCAAGCUCCCCAGCAGCAAGUCAUUGUUCAGGAUUCAAAGAUUCUACAGCACAUGAGUGCAACAGGGAUGAGUGCAGCAGCUACUGCAGCAACCCUUGCUUUGCCCACAGGAGUCACCCCAUACCAACAGCUCAUCACCAGCCAAGGUCAGAUUUUGCAGGUGGUGCGCGCUCCCAAUGGGGCUCAGUACAUCAUCCAGCAGCCCCAGCAGCAGAUCCUGCUACAGCAGCAAAUGCAGCCUGGUGGUGUGCAGGCCCCUGUGAUACAGCAGGUACGUCCUAUUGCACAGGUUCUUGCUCCUCUGCCGGGAGGCCUGCCCCAGCAAACAGGAGUCAUCAUCCAACCGCAGCAGAUUGUCUUAGCUUCAGGAAACAAAGUCCAAGGCAAUGCACAGGUGAUGCAAGCAGCAGGCAUGGCGCAGCAGCCUGGUCAGGUGACAACAGCAACUCUGGUGCAGCAGCUUCAGCAGGCCCAGGGUGCAGCUGCCCCACAGGCCCAACCUCAACCUCAGGCCCAGCAGCAAGCCCAGCCUCAGACUCAACCUCAGACCCAGCAGCCACCCAUGAUGCUGCAGGUGGACGGCGCCGGAGACACCUCCUCGGAAGAGGACGAGGAUGAGGAGGAGUACGAUGAGGAUGACGAGGAGGAGAAGGACAAGGAUGGGGGAGAGGAUGGGCAGGUUGAAGAGGAGCCACUGAACAGUGAGGAUGAUGUCAGUGAUGAGGAGGACCAGGAGCUGUUUGAUACAGAGAAUGUAGUGGUGUGCCAGUAUGACAAGAUUCACAGAAGUAAGAACAAAUGGAAAUUCCACCUGAAGGACGGGAUCAUGAAUCUGAACGGGAGAGACUAUGUCUUCUCCAAAGCCAUUGGGGAUGCCGAAUGGUGAAGUAGAAAAAAACAAACAAACAGACAAAGCAACAGGAGCAGGAACUCUGUAACUCCUUCUAUCCAGUCAACAGACACUUCAAUAUCCUUCCAUAUCUUGCGACUGGAUUCAUUUCAGGAAAUCUUUUCUGAGUCUUUGAGAACUCUGGUAAACCCAAAGGACUGUGAGGUACCGUACAAACCAGUGUGUGGUUAAAAACACUCCACUAGCCUUGUGGGAUAAGAAACCUAAAGGGGGAUGGAAGUCCUGUGAGCAGAGCGUUCUUGUGAUCUUUUUUUUUUUGCUUCUCAAGGCUUCUCUUACCUUUAUCCUAAGAGGAUUCACGUGUCAGAAAGUAAGCAUUUCACAUCGUACAGGUGUAGUGGACCAGGGUGACCUGACCUGACCUGCUGCAGGUGGUUGGAGGUCAUUCAUUAAAACCCUGUAGAUGAGUAACACCUUCACGAUGCACUGUAGUCAGUUGACUGGAAUGACAUGCGUCUACAUUUAAGUCCAAACUUAGUGCCACUCGUCAAGGUUGCUGCCUUUAGAACGGCCAGAAUCACCUUUUGGCUUCAGAUUUUUUGUUCUCGGAUCGUCAUUCUGUCUCAAUUCAUGUUCAUGAAAAUGGUGCUCCAGAGUGUUUUAUGUAGGUAACAACCUGUUAUUCUUUUAAACAUUUUUUUAAACAUGUUUGAUAUAGAGUUAAGACAAAGAAGGUAACGUUACAUUAAUCCUUAAAUAACCAACUGUUGUUUGAAGGUAUUUUUUUAAUCUUAGAAGUGCUGAAUCCAAAAAUACUGUUAAUUUCCUCAUCGGCUUCUCUGGAGCUUCAUUCCAUCUUUAUCCCCAAGCUUAACAGAAAAAAGGAAGAUCCAACACUGAACUCAUUUAUAAAUUGUAUAAACUGUCUGAAAGUUUGUCCUGUUGGUGUUUCUUCUUUGCUCUUAUUUUAGUUCUCUGCAGCCGUCUGAAAAUUUGCACUGUCAGUUUAUCAAUGUGUUGUGAAAUCAGUCAGUUGCUCUAAUCAAUAGCCACAGCGUGCUCUGGUCUGUCUAUUUGCGUGUUGGUGAGUGAGGGACUGGCUUUCAACGUGGGUAUGUUGAUUUGAUGAGUGUUGUCACAGCUUUCUUUGUUGAUUGUUUUAGACUAAAUUCUUGCACACCCCAUGAUGUUUUUUUUCUUUUUGUAGUUGGGGCAGGACAGAGUCCCCCACCCCCUUUUUUUAUUUAUUCCUGAAGUCAUAACAUGUUCUAUUUUUUGAGAAGUUGGAAAGCCGCACCAAACUGUGCUCUUAUAAUCAAAUAAGUGUUCCUUUUUUUCUGUUGGCUGGACAAAGCGACUUUAUGCUGUGUUCCAAAUCAUUUCGUCCACCAUAUGUUCUCCUGUGCUUUCAUUUUAUUCAUAACUUUUAAAUGAAAAUAUUUUCUAUCGAAGUGAGUUGAACUCGGGGCAUGUGUGUUUCUCUGCAGUUUGUUUUUAGUGCCCCUGUUGCAGCAAUUUGAAAUAAAGGAUGUGUUUUUUGACUGUUGUGUUUGGUUGAUGGUUGGAUCUGUAGAGUACAAAGUUUUAAAAACACAAGGAUGAAUAAAGGAUGACUUUCUAAUA